Protopterus annectens (West African lungfish) is the source of this 1221-nucleotide messenger RNA. RefSeq names its product histamine H3 receptor-like. Gene Ontology annotation, biological process: adenylate cyclase-activating adrenergic receptor signaling pathway. Gene Ontology annotation, cellular component: membrane. Lineage: Eukaryota; Metazoa; Chordata; Ceratodontiformes; Protopteridae. The record is from RefSeq and is a predicted model, not a curated record. Gene Ontology annotation, molecular function: G protein-coupled receptor activity. Bases 1 to 1221 code for a protein of 406 amino acids. The transcript has 4 exons.
AUGGACGCAGUAACUGCGAUUUUUAACUCAAGCACUUUGACAUUUCAAUCUUCUUUGGCUUCCAAUGUUAGCUUGUAUACUGCCAAUAUACUUUUUCCUCAGUUUACUGGUGUUACAUUUGUGAUUCUAGCUGUAAUGAUGACGACUGCAGCAGUUUUGAUAACUUUUGGAAAUGCGUUGGUUUUCCUUGCCUUUGUAGUAGAUAAAAGAAUUAGAACACAGAGCAACUUGUACCUGCUGAGCUUGGCUCUAUGUGACUUCUUUAUAGGUUUGGUGUCCAUUCCUUUUAAUAUACCUUACAGUCUUUAUGGAACCUGGAUGCUUGGAAAAGAACUUUGCAAGUUCUGGAUGGUAAUGGAUUAUACCUCAUGUGUAGCUUCAGUUUUAAACAUUCUUCUUAUUAGUUAUGACCGAUACCUCUCUGUCACUAAACCAGUUGCACAUCGGGCUCAGCAAGAGAAGACAUGUAACAGCAUUGUGAAGAUUGCUGCUGUAUGGUUGCUUGCAUUUAUGAUUUAUGGUCCAGCUCUGAUUUUUUGGGAAACUAUCACUGGACAAUCACAGCUACUGAGUGACCAGUGUGUUGCUGAAUUUACAUACACCUGGUACUUUUUAGUUUGUUUUGUAAUCUGCAAUUUUUGCAUUCCCUUCUUCAGUGUGAGUUAUUUCAAUCUAAGCAUAUACUGGAAUAUCAGAAAGCGAACUAAAAAUAGGCAAAUUAAAGAAAUUGCUAAGAUGCAACUACAAUCAAAAAGUGAAGGAGAAAAAACAUUGUUGUCUAUUAUAAAACAGCAUAAGCUUUCACUAAAGGCAAAGCUAACCUGUUCUUCAUUGGUGUCAAAACAGUGUGCUGUUACUAAAUGCUCUGAACAAGUUCUUUCAGUGCAAAAAAUGGACAAAAUGACUAACAAUCUAAAUAAUGGCUACAUCUCUUCAACAGUGAAUGAGCAACAAACACAGACUCAAAACUCUGCAUUAAGACUGUCCAAGGACAAAAAGAUUGCAAAGUCUCUUGCCUUGCUUGUUUGUUUGAUUGGUGGAGAGUCCACCACAACAGGACAACAUAUGACUGCUGUUAGGAAGGUGCAUGUGGUUGAUGAAAAUGACAACAUGCAAAUGUCACAAUACAAUGACACAAUGGACUGUCUGCAAAACUACAGGAGGAAAGGUCACCAGUAUCCUCUGUUACAGAAGCCCCUGAGGACACAACCUUACCAGUGA